AAGCUAUAUGCCCACCAAUGAUGUAAACAAAGAUGGUUCCCAGCUGUAUCUGCCCAGUUGUGGGCUCCUUUCACUCUCUCCCUCACCCCACAUGUUCCCAUCACCUUUUUCUCUCUCUCACUCCAUAUUCCAUUUUCUUUUUUCUGCUAUUUUUUUUUUUUUACAAAAUUUUGAUUAUCUUUCAUCAACUUGAAUGUCCUUUUUCCUUACUAUAAAAUCACUCUCCAUUCACUUGAUUAAAUCCUCUACUUCCUCUCCACUUCCUUUAUAAAUCCUUUACCCACAUUUUCUUUUACCACAAUUCUCUUCAUAUUAUCUUCUCAUUUGAUUCAAUCCAAGUUCUGGGUUUAGUUUCUUUAACUUCAAAAUCCAUUACCCAUAUUGGAUUUAUUAGGGUUUUUUGUUUUGUUUUUAUAAAACAAAUCAAAUAUCUUGAUGCUCAACCUUUUUGUGUUAAUGUUUGAGAUUCAUGUUUCCAAUUCUCAGUGAAAUCUUCUUUUCUGGGUUUAUGAUAAAUUCCACAUUCAUACGCAGGACCCAUCUUGUUCAAUCUUUCUCUGUUGUUUUCCUCUACUGGUUAUAUUACGUUUCAUAAAGAAAUAAUCAUCUUUUUUUAACUUAUUUAUCUUUACUACUAAGGUUUUUCUUUUUUUUUUUUAAUUUUAUUUGGGUCCUGCUAUUAUAUAUUAUAAACAAUAACUCCUAUAAUGGCUACAUCCUCGGGUUCAUCAGCAACACAAAUCAACUCAGGCUCAGAAGAAGCAUUAAUGGACGAAAGGAAAAGGAAACGAAUGAUAUCGAACAGGGAAUCAGCAAGGAGAUCAAGGAUGAGGAAACAAAAGCAUUUAGAUGAUCUAAUGACUCAGUUGACUCAGUUGCAGAAACAAAACCAUGAGAUCAUCACAAACAUAAACUUCACCACACAACACCUCUUGAAUGUUGAGUCAGAGAACUCGGUGCUUAGAGCUCAACUCAAUGAACUCACUCAUAGGUUACAGUCCUUGAAUGAAAUCAUCAGCUUCUUGAAUGAUGAUCAUGGCGAUGACGACGACGAUGAUGAUAAAACAAGCAUUGACUUCACUCAGCCUGCUGUAGCUGAUACUGCCUUCCUUAAUCCUUUCCAUUUGGCUUUCUUGAAUCAACCUAUCAUGGCCUCUGCUGAUAACACGUUUCAGUAGUAAUUUUCUAUAAUGCCAUAAUUUUAAUGGGAUUUUUAAUCUCAGUUUAUAUAUAUAUAUAUAUAUAGUUGUACAAGCAGUAGUAUGAAAUAAAAUAUGUGAAAAUCAUAAAGCUAUGGUAUGGUUAAUGGUAGAUUUUUUUCAGCUUUGUGGUGUUUCCAAAGGUUGUUGAUAACAGUUGUUUUUGACCGCUGAAUAAUAUGAAAGAACAUAUAAUGCUCAA
Messenger RNA from Gossypium arboreum, 1401 nucleotides. Its product is annotated as bZIP transcription factor 11-like. Lineage: Eukaryota; Viridiplantae; Streptophyta; Magnoliopsida; Malvales; Malvaceae. Gene Ontology annotation, molecular function: transcription cis-regulatory region binding; DNA-binding transcription factor activity. Gene Ontology annotation, biological process: positive regulation of DNA-templated transcription. The transcript has a single exon. The record is from RefSeq and is a predicted model, not a curated record. The coding region runs from base 708 to 1178 and encodes 156 amino acids. Gene Ontology annotation, cellular component: nucleus.